AUGACAGAAAACAGCGUUGCGAUGAGCUACGAAGAGCUCAAAUGCUACCACCUGCUUGAGACCGUGCCUCGUCUCGACGACGGCUCCGAGGUCUUCCAGCCCACGCUCAAGGAAUUCGAGCUCUACCGCCUCCUCCGCGCACUCAGUGUCGUCGACGCUAAAGCCGCGUCGCCCGGGGGCCAGCUCGGUCACUUCAUCGACGCGUGUCUCAACGGCGUCAAGGAGAAGCCAACGUGUGGUGACGGCGUAGCAAACGCCGACGCCGCGUCGCCCGAGGGCCAGCUGGGCGACGCGGUCCUCUACGACGCCAAGGUGCCAUCAGCAAGAAGUGAUGCCGUCGCGGACGCCGAUGCGGUGCUGUCCGAGGGUCAAAACGCCGACGCGGGCCUCAACACCGGCACGGUGCCGAAGAAGGACGAGAAGGUUGACGCCGACCAGAGUGUCAACAAAGCCACGUUCAACCGCAGCAUCGACGUGGUUGCGUGCUACGGCAAGCAAGCGGCGGUGGAAGCGGACCUGCGCGCGCAAGGCUGGUGGCCCACGAACCUCGAAACGUACUUGCACGCGAGCCACGAAGGCGUGUACGCGAUUCUACUCCCCGAGACGACCGACCGCCCCAAGCUCGUGCUCUUCACGUGGCUCCUCGACGCUUCGUUUUCGCCAAAGUACUUGCGCGAACGGGCGACGUACGCGCUGCGCUUCGUCACGACGCUGACGCCA
This is a messenger RNA of Saprolegnia parasitica CBS 223.65, 720 nucleotides long. RefSeq lists its product as hypothetical. The transcript has a single exon. NCBI's taxonomy places the organism in Eukaryota, Oomycota, Saprolegniomycetes, Saprolegniales, Saprolegniaceae. The annotation marks the transcript as partial. The record is from RefSeq and is a predicted model, not a curated record.